AUGGCUAACAACACCCUCGAAGCCGAUGCACUUGCGCUAGGAAAACAAUGGAGAGACACUUCGACAUCUAUCUACUGCGAGAUUGCUUCCCUUGCCUUCGUACUCUUCGAUCAUGCCAUAACAGUAGAUCAGGAAGUGGAAAGGAUAUGGAAAUCCCCUUGGUCUUUACCUAAGGUUUUGUUUUUGUUCGUACACUGGUCCAAUCUCAUUACUGGUCAAUACUACGAUUUUUACGAACUCCCCUCCAUACUCAGUAAAUGGAUUCAUUUUGAGGGCGCGGCUGGGAUUAUAGCCAAAGCAGCUGCUGAAAUGAUUAUGAUAUUCAGCUCAUGGUAUAAAGGGUGUCAUCCCGUAGGGCUUCCCCAUUGGUUCUGGGGCUAUUAUAUUUCACCCUUAAUAUUCGAAACGAUACUGUUAUUUCUCACGCUAUACAAGACAGUCGGACACAUCCGCUCCAAAGUAACAAAAACGCCAGUGAUUCAACUCUUUGUCCGUGAUGGCGUAGCAUAUUUCGCUAUUAUGUUUUGUACCCUCCUUUCAAAUGCUUUGAUAUGGCUCCUUGCUCCUCCUGGAUUGCUAGAAGCUGGAAUUGGUUUCGCCAUCGCCGUGCCUACAGUAAUGGCCUCCCGGAUCCUGCUUAAUCUACGGGGCCUAUCCGGAACGCCUGAUUCAUCAGAACUUAGCGCGGCCACUAGGGAAGGCAUACACCAUCAAGCAAUUCAGUAUCAACAUGGAGCUCCAAUAGGAAGGCCACGCAUCCAACCAACACUCACACAAUGGACCGUAAGUGAAGACGAGACUAUUAUCGCCAGGAUGCAAGAGGAACAAGUAGAGAAGCACGCACCCCGCCAAGGAACACUUCAGCAGGGAGACGACUCUCCGCGGUCAUCAAUAGGAAAGGGCAAGGGAAGAGAGAUGGACAUUGAGAUGAGCCCAGUAUCAUCAAGUGGUAGCAAAAGCCCUAUUGCUCCAGUACUGCCUCAUGACACAUAUUUUGGACGAUACGACUUCUGA
Rhizoctonia solani is the source of this 1014-nucleotide messenger RNA. RefSeq lists its product as uncharacterized. The transcript has 12 exons. The record is from RefSeq and is a predicted model, not a curated record. Lineage: Eukaryota; Fungi; Basidiomycota; Agaricomycetes; Cantharellales; Ceratobasidiaceae. Bases 1 to 1014 code for a protein of 337 amino acids.